CGUUUAUAAAACAAAGUGACGAAAAUAAAACAAAAUCAGAAAAGGAAAGAAUAAGUAUUUACACAGAUUAAAUUAUUCUACAAUUGAAGAAUUUUUAAAUGGAGCAAAAAGAAUCGUGUGAGGAAUUUUCAAAUCAUUCGGAUUUGCAUCCAAAACAAAGCUCAAAUGAUGAAACGCUCAUUGAGUAUUUGAUAAAACAUCCCCUUCUGUGGAAUAAAUCACAUAUUGAAUUUCGAAAUCGUAGUUUAAAAGAGUUUAAGUGGAAAGAAAUUGCGAACAAAAUGAAUAUGGGAGCGCAUGAGGCGAUACGUCGAUAUAAAACAUUAUGUGAACGGUAUCGCAGAGAAAUGAUAAAGCAAGCAUCAAUCCCAAACUAUAAUUCAAACUGGAUUUUGUUUAAUAAGUUUGCCGUUUUGAAGGAUGUCCAGAACUCAGAAGAUCGCAAAUUUAGAAUAAAAACAGAGGAUAAAUUCGAAACCAGUGACAUGAUGAACACAAUUACUGAUUUUCAAGAGAAAGAUAAAAGCGUAUGUAAUCGCUAUCACAAACGUAAGUUACAAAAAAGUGGGAGUGUUGGAUAUGAAAAUAUUCAUGAUGGUAUCAUGCAUGGACUGCAAAAUGAUUUAAUAAUCAAACAAGAAAAUGAUGGCAGAGAUUCGUCUGAAAUGUAUGAGGAUGAAAUUCACGUUGAACCAAGUUUCAUUGGAGGUUCAGCCGAUCUUUCAACUGACACAAUUGCUGCAUUUUGUCAAUUCCUUGAAGCAAGUUUAAAACGAAUGAACACUGAUCAAAGUGACGAUUUGAUUGAGAACAUUUCAUUGAUGUUGUUUCGUAAAAAACGCGAAAAUAAAUUAUAUCAAGAUGGCAAAACAUCCGAGGAGUCCACAUUAAGCUGAAAAUGUAAUUCAUUUUAAAAAUAUUAUUUAUGAGAUGAAAUAAAAAAUUACAAUUAUUUUCUGUA
Molecule: messenger RNA, 961 nt
Organism: Contarinia nasturtii (swede midge)
Lineage: Eukaryota; Metazoa; Arthropoda; Insecta; Diptera; Cecidomyiidae
Exons: 5
Coding region: 99-896 (265 amino acids)
Biological process (GO): regulation of transcription by RNA polymerase II
Cellular component (GO): nucleus; transcription regulator complex
Source: RefSeq, a predicted model, not a curated record